This is a messenger RNA of Cuscuta epithymum, 2213 nucleotides long. NCBI's taxonomy places the organism in Eukaryota, Viridiplantae, Streptophyta, Magnoliopsida, Solanales, Convolvulaceae. The record is from the annotation of a GenBank genome assembly.
CCGGGCACUUUUUGCUUCCCUUGUGCAUUUUCAUGGACUUCGUUUGUUCCUCAGGAUGCAUUGGGUUGACCUCUUUCCUGUCAGAUUUCUUUGUGUGUAUUCUAUCAUCCUCGUAUUUGGUCCAAUCGUUGAAUAAAGUACUUCUUGCAAAACAAGGCAUAUGUGAGAGGAUUUAAUUCUUUUAAGUAUAAAGCGUUUAUAAAUGAUUGUAUAAAACACGUUAAUAUAACGCUUAUCACUGCUCUUCCGCUGAUUUCCCUUCUUUUUUCGCUGAUGGUUGUUACGGCUUUACUCUAUUUUUUUGUUUUCUCUUUUUUUUCGUUGCUUUUCACUUCUGUUUCUUGCUUUUCACUUUUUGGUGGCUUUUCAUUUUUUAUUGUUUUUGUUGUUUUCUUUUUUUAGUUCUUUGUUUUCUUUAUUUUUUCUUUAACUUGCUUUAAUGUUUCUUUAGGGAAAGUGAAUUUUAUUGAAAGACGUAAACAUUACAAUGCAAAUAGGAAAUAAAAGAAAGUAAGUAAAAACGGUACAAUGAAAGAAAAGCAUGAACCAACUAGACCCAAGGAAAAUCUCUAGACUGAGACUUUGUCGUGAUGCGGUGACGCCUUUUAUUCUUGUGAGAUUUCCUAUAGAUUUUGAGUUGAGUGUUCAAGUUUUUCGUUGGCAGGCAAUUUUCUGAGGUCACAAACUGGGACUUGCUGCAAAUAGCUCUGUUGAAUUUUGAUUUCGUAAUUUCUGUCGGCGUUGAGAUAGGGACACGACGAUCUAUUUCAGUUGCAUGCCCCAGAAAGCCGUCCGUGUAAAAAGAGUCAUCUGAUUGAUAAAAGUUGUCUGAUGCGUCUGAGUAAGCCUGAAUAAGCCUGUGUUGUUCCACUUGAGUUAGAGACCAUUGUUUCUCUGAGUAUGCUUCCCGAAUUUGGGAAUAAAAAAUAAGCUUGGAUAUUGAUCUUGGCUCCUCUGUAACUAAAGUGGUUCCUUGUAGCCGAUGUAUAGGUUCCUCCUGUAUAAAACCAGAAAUUCCCACGAAAUUAGAAAUGAUUGCCAAAAAUUCAAGCAGUCUUGAUUUUUGCGGGCCCGCCAGAAUUAAAAUGAAAUUUCCUUCUUGUUUGGCAAUUUUUAUGUAGCCGCCUGCUUUAUUGAAAUUUGAAGAUACCGAGACAGGCCCAAAUCUCCUUAGUUGCCGGUAGGAGAGGUCGAUUCAUGUGAGCUCAUAAAUAAAACUGCUAAUUUGAGGAGCCAAUUCAAGAUCGAAGCUAAUCCUAUGCAAUUGAGACCUCUUGAUCUCAAAUAUUGCAAUUUCAUUGUUUCUAAUUCCAAACUUAUAGAUUUUAGAUUCCAAUUUGAUAGAGUCAAAUCCUUCUUCUCCAAAGAGUCAAAUCCUUCUUCUCCAAAGAAGUGGAAUUUUUCAGAGUCUUGAGAAGUGAUCGUUGAAGCUGACUGGAUAAUAUCUAUAUGUGAGAUAAUAUCAUUAAUCAAAGUGAUUUCAUUAUCUAUUGUGGCUCUUGCAGCUAAGAGUUGAGGCGUAGCGUGGGCCUCGUGGGUUUUUUCCUUGUCACUCCGAAAUAAAUCAACCAUCUCUGUUAGCGGUAGAAGCCUUAUCAGCCCAUGUGAGCGAUUUGGAAGUAUUAGUCUGGGUCUGACUCGCAGGUUGACCCCCGAGACUGGCUUCCUUUGUAAGUGUCCCUACCGAAGGAGCCCUAUCAGCUUCUCCAUUUCCGGCGCCGGCGGCACAGGUGAGAUAGUCGGCGAGGCAGAGCCAGACUUCUAGAGCGACGAGAAUCGUCUCUGUGAUUUCGCAUGCUUUGUGACAGGGACGACGAGCAUAGCAGUGCGUAGGAGGCCUUAUUUCCCCUGUUACAGCUCCUGUUCCCAUUGUGAUGCCAAUAACGAGGAUAGUUUCUAGGAAGGUGCUCUUCAGUGUAGAGCCUAUGUUCGUAGUUGAAAGGAUUUGGAAUCCGGCGGUGAUGUUGCCGGAAUUCCAUUUCAGCAAAUCAAUAUCCUGGAAUUCUAGAGAGAUGGAGGAGAUUCUCUCUCUUCAUCCUCCCUUGUUAACUUGCUUUAAUUUUUUUUUCAAUUGUUAUGCAAAUGUACAAUCUAAAAUAUUUUUGUUAAUGUUCGAGUUUGUUUUUUCUUCUUUUGCCAAUCAAACUUCUAAUUUAAGUUUUUCUAAUUUUUGCAUUAUAAAACAUUUAUGGUAUUAAUGAGUUGUUCUUCUA